GCAAAUUCCCCGACAAUAACAAAAGAAUGAAAAUCGACGAAUAAAAUAAAUUUCCCGUGACCAAAAGUCCCUGCAGAGUCGUUAUCAUUGGCUCUGUUUCGAAAACAAAUCCAAAGUGAUAGUAUAGAUGUAAUUUUUGGUUUCAAACCACUGACCGACUCGUUGAAAUAGUGAAUUCUAGUAAACAAAACAAAUCCAUAGGAUGUUACAUAACCUCAAACGAUUGGCUGUGUUUAGGAUAGGAGUUUUUGGCGCGAAUGCCGACCACCAGACGAACGAAUUGGGCAAAUCAGUAUUGAUUCGAACAAUAGCAAGCUAUGCGUCGGGAUUGAUCAAGUGUUGGCAAUGCGGCAAUGAAAAUUCGUCGGCUGGCAUCCAAUUCAAAUGUACCAAAUGUCAAAGUCUACUUGAACUGCCAGACGAUGUGGAUAAUUUCCAACUGCUGAGGGUGGAUAAGAGAUUUGAUAUUGACACCAAAACACUGACCCACCAAUUUCGACAGAUUCAGAACGUGCUACACCCGGACAAAUUCAGCAAUAGUUCAGAGAAGGAGCAAAACUUGUCAGCCGAAUGGAGCUCACUGGUCAAUAAAGCCUACAAAAUACUGUUGUCGCCCAUUCAACGAGCCGAAUACUUACUAAAAUCGUACAACGUUCAAAUCCCCGAAGGCAACACGGCCGCCAACUCAGAGUUUCUCAUGGAAAUGAUGGAACGGAAUGAAGAGGUUGAUGCGGCCAAAACCGAGAGCGAUCUACUGCGACUGUUGACAGCCGUGCAAAAAGACUGUCAAAUUUGCAUCGACAAACUGGAAAUAUCGUUGUCGGCCAACAAUUUGGCAGAGGCUAAGGAACAGCUAAUUGUUCUUCGUUAUUUAUUGAGUUUAGAGAAUAGUAUCAAAGAGAAAGGCAAUAGCCUUGGCAUCGUGUUGUAACAUAGUCCACCUAAUAAAAUACUCGUUCAAUUAAAAGACAAA
Sitodiplosis mosellana (orange wheat blossom midge) is the source of this 973-nucleotide messenger RNA. It is a transcript of the gene Hsc20, whose product is annotated as iron-sulfur cluster co-chaperone protein HscB. The coding region runs from base 203 to 931 and encodes 242 amino acids. Gene Ontology annotation, biological process: [2Fe-2S] cluster assembly; protein complex oligomerization. The transcript has 4 exons. Gene Ontology annotation, cellular component: mitochondrion. NCBI's taxonomy places the organism in Eukaryota, Metazoa, Arthropoda, Insecta, Diptera, Cecidomyiidae. The record is from RefSeq and is a predicted model, not a curated record. Gene Ontology annotation, molecular function: ATPase activator activity; protein-folding chaperone binding.